Molecule: messenger RNA, 897 nt
Organism: Diversispora eburnea
Lineage: Eukaryota; Fungi; Glomeromycota; Glomeromycetes; Diversisporales; Diversisporaceae
Source: the annotation of a GenBank genome assembly
AUGUCACUACCAAAUCGCCUUCGAUUUAUACAAAAAAUGCUUAAACGUAAAGACGCGUCUUCAACUAACGAAACAACCUCAAGAGAAAAAAAACAACAAAAACAAAGUUCUCUUACAGCAUGGAUAAAAAAGCCUUCUCCGGAACAAGUUCAGUUAAAUAUAACUAAACGUUUAAGUACCGAAGUUACUGAAAUAAACGAGGACUUAAGACUUGAGUUCGAGACUAUGGAUAAAGAAUGGUUAAGCGUGUUAUUAACAGAAAUUAAAAAACCAUAUUUUAUUGAGCUGAAAAAAUUCCUUCAAGACGAGUUGAAAAAAGAAAAAAUUUUUCCACCAGAACCAGAAAUAUACAGCUGGUCUAGAUUUACACCCCCUUCUUCUGUCAAAGUUGUGAUUCUUGGUCAAGAUCCGUAUCAUAAUGAUGGCCAAGCUCACGGAUUAUGUUUUAGUGUUCCAAAGAAGGUCCGAUCACCACCUUCACUCAACAAUAUUUUCAUAGCUUUAGAAAAAGAUAUUCCAACAUUUCAGAAACCAAAUCACGGAUAUCUUGCCAAUUGGGCCAAAUCAGGUGUUUUACUAUUAAAUGCCACGCUCACAGUACAAGCUCAUAAACCCAUGAGUCAUAGUGGUAAAGGAUGGGAAACUUUUACUGAUGCAGUUAUACAAUACCUAAGUGAAAAAAAGAUGGGAUUAGUGUUUAUGCUUUGGGGUGCACAUGCAAUCAAAAAAGGCAAAUCCGUUAAUAAGAAAAAUCAUCUAGUUUUGACAUCAGUUCAUCCUUCACCACUUUCGGCUCCUAGAGGAUUUUUCGAUUGUCAUCAUUGGUCGAAAGCAAAUGAAUACUUAAAAUCAAAGGGUCAAGAAGAAAUAGAUUGGAAUUGCUUAAAUGAUCCAUAA